AUGGGUUCGGGCGCCAGCAAACCGAAGGAAGACGUUCCAAAUCAGAAAAAGAUUCCGUCUUCGAAGCUACAUCCGAAGGAUAAGUCAGUCACAAAUUCAAAAUCGAAAAACAGUUCACCAAAGAAAAUGGAUUUAUCGCCGUCAAAAACUAGCAAUAGGAUACACGAUAAACAAGAUCUAGUGUGGAGUCCCAGCAUCGACUCUGAUCUUGAACAGGAUGGCGAAGAUUUACAGGCGUUGCAAGGCGAACUUGACCAAGUCCUGGUCGGACAUCAAAGAGCGCUAUCCAGAAAUCAGACAGGGAAUCCUCCUGUAUUCAACCCACGGUAUAAAUCCGACUGGCAAAUGCCCGCGGAUUUGGCCAGGCAAGAACAGGAAUUAUUAAACGUCUACAACAGUACUAAACACGGCACGCGAAAUAGAGUAGCCGUGUCGCCGAGACAAAAUGGAGACAACCUUCUUAUAGGCAGGGAGCCACAUAACGGGGAUUACGAUGCGAGGUCGCCACAGCCCGGAGCGACGGAGUGGGACUUUGACUGUACUCCGGUACAAAAUGGGUUUGAUCCAAUCAAAUUCAAGGCUGCUAAUAUGAAAAAGGACACUAGCGAAGAGAAGGUAAAUGUAGAAGAAAAGAUCACUUACACAACUUUAAAAGAAGAAAACAAAGGUGCUCUCACGGUGACAAGUCCACUUCCGCCGUCCAGAAACUCGAAAAGAUCCAUUCACUAUGAUGUCUCCGAAGAGGAGCUGAUGGCCAGCAUUGAGCAGCAGUUUGACCUUUGA
Molecule: messenger RNA, 783 nt
Organism: Saccoglossus kowalevskii
Lineage: Eukaryota; Metazoa; Hemichordata; Enteropneusta; Harrimaniidae
Source: RefSeq, a predicted model, not a curated record